This is a messenger RNA of Leptinotarsa decemlineata (Colorado potato beetle), 3431 nucleotides long. It is a transcript of the gene NAT1, whose product is annotated as N-acetyltransferase 1. Gene Ontology annotation, cellular component: eukaryotic translation initiation factor 4F complex. The record is from RefSeq and is a predicted model, not a curated record. Gene Ontology annotation, molecular function: translation initiation factor activity; protein binding; mRNA binding. NCBI's taxonomy places the organism in Eukaryota, Metazoa, Arthropoda, Insecta, Coleoptera, Chrysomelidae.
UCAGGUACAGACACAAAGCCGUUGGGAGUAAACUAGUGCGUAUAAACGAAAGUUUACACUGAGCGCAAGCCUACCCACCACAACGGAGAGCCCCAGGCAAACGGGGCCACAAGCUCGUGUUUCGGGGAAGGACAACGCUCCUUCCACCAAGCGACGCUGGGUCCCACCUUCAACUCUGCGACAACAAGAUGCCCUCACACCGGAAUCUCGUAAUGACCUGGUGUUCCGCAGGGUUCGCGGCAUCCUCAACAAACUCACACCAGAAAAAUUCAAGAAGCUGAGCGAUGAUCUGCUACGCACCGAACAGCUACAGUCAAUUGUCAUCUUGAAGGGCGUCAUCUUUCUCAUAUUCGAGAAAGCCCUCGACGAACCCAAAUACUCGUCUAUGUAUGCGCAGUUGUGCAAACGACUGUCAGAAGAAGCUCCAAAUUUCGAACCCGCAGAUCAGCCGUGCACCUUCCGAGUUUUACUGCUCAACAAGUGCAAGGUUGAAUUUGAGAAUCGUGCUGCUGCACUCGAAUACAAUGGCGCUGUCAACCUCUCAGAGGAGGAGGAGGAGCGCCGACAGCUCGCCAAACUCAAGAUGCUGGGCAACAUCAAGUUCAUCGGCGAGCUGGGCAAACUGGAAAUACUGUCGGAGAGCAUCUUGCAUCGUUGCAUCAAGGAAUUGUUGGUCAGGCGUGGGGACGAUCCCUCCGAGGACCUCGAAUGCCUCUGUCAGAUUAUGCGGACCUGCGGCCGCAUCUUGGACACCGACAAGGGUAAAAACCUCAUGAACCAAUAUUUCCAAAGAAUGAAGAUGCUUACUGAAAAUCAAGACUUACAGCCAAGGAUAAAAUUCAUGUUGAAAGACGUGAUAGAUUUGAGAAAUAAUGGAUGGGUGCCGAGGAAGGCGACUGUCGUGGAAGGUCCGAUGCCCAUCAACCAGAUCAGACCGGUCGAGGAAGAUCGUCCGGGGUAUCGCCGGGAACGUAAUCACGAACGAGAGAGUGAACGUUCCAACACUUCGGAACUGUUUCGUUACCCGAUGAAGACCAGAGGCGGUAUCGAUAACAUGCUCAUGGGAAUCAAUCUGACUCAAACCACCCCUACCUUGAUUCCUACUGUUCCGCCGCCGUUCGGGAGCCACAACGGAUAUGGAAGUCAAAGGGACGGAACAUACCGUGGUCACAACAACCAACGUAGCGGAGGCUACAACAACUCCAAUAACCAGAGAGGACAAUACAAGCACAAUCAGAACAACUCAAACUCUCAGUUCAAUCAAUCCAAUAAGGAUGUUGCUCCUCGUUUUAAGAAGAGCAACCUCAUAGUGGCCAAAGACGAAAUGUCUGAAGUUGAACUGAGACCGAACUCGAUGCUGAUAACCAAAGCAUCACUGAAAACCAACAAUUUGAUGAAUAACAGAACUUUGGAACCCACUUUUGCACCUCCUAGUAUGAAACAGCCGCCUACCAGUUUGCUCAAGGACCCUUUGCCCAUAAAACAAGUGCCAGCUGAAAAGCCAAAACAAUCAAAAAAAGACAAGGGUCCAAGUAUGGCAGAGGUGUUGGAGAAGUUCAAUUCUUUCAUCGAUGAAUAUUGGAAGGGGGAAAUAGAUCUCAAACAGGCAAUUAACUUUUAUAAAGAGCACAAAGUUCCUGAAAAAUUUGGCAAGUCGGUGAUCCUCAGUGGUUUGACCUUUGCACUUGAAAAAUCUGAUGUGGAACAAGAAAAACUCAUUAAAUUCCUAAGUAACCUGAAGGAGGAUAAUUUGGUAAGCAGCCACAAUGUGCAGGAAGCAUUCAAGUCGCUGUGUAACGUAUUGGGAGAGACAGAGAAUGAUAUCACUAAAGUGACGAAUUCUGCUUCAGUUCUGUUCGCUACAGCAGUAUGUGAGCAUCUCAUACCCUUGUCGGACAUUGCAUCGCUGACAGAUAACGGAGCACACUAUCCUUUGUUCUUGUUGGUGUUGCAGCAUAUUCAUAAGAAGAGGGGCAAGUCUGAGCUGUCAGAGUUGUUCAACAAAAGCAAGAUCAAUCUUAUGACCCAACUACCCGAAAAGGACAAGACGAAAGAGCGGCUGACCGAAAUUCUUGAAGAACGUGAUCUGACUUUCUUGUACCCUCUACUACGCAUCCAGGCAGAUCUUACUCGUCAACUUCAAACUGAUCCGAAUCCUCAGUCGUUUUAUAAGUGGAUCAAAGAGAACUUGGAGCCAUCUAACUUUAAUGAUUCUGGUUUCAUCAAUGCACUCAUGACGGUGCUUUUGAAGUACAUUACCCAGGAGUCUACAGCUAAUGGCGGUGAUAAUGAAAAAUCGAUUAUCGAGAAGGAAACGACCCUCUUGAAACGUUAUCAACCGAUUCUUCAUACCUUUCUUCAAGAUAAGUCAAGUUUGCAGUUGGUGGCUUUAUAUUCACUCCAAAUGCAUUUUCAUUCGCUUGGCUUUCCUAAAGGACAACUGUUGAGAUGGUUUGUCGCCUUGUAUGACAUGGAAAUUGUCGACGAAGAAGCAUUCCUGCACUGGAGGGAAGAUGUCACCGAUGCUUACGCUGGCAAAGGGAAUGCGCUGUUCCAGGUUAACCAGUGGUUGAACUGGUUAGAAAACGCUGAAUCUGAGGAAGAAGAAGGCGAUGAUUGAAUCGUUUUUGGUUAGAUAAGUAGCAUGAAAUUGCGUAAUAGAAAAAGUUUAAACAUAUUUAUAAGUUAUUAAAACAUAACAGGGACGUGACAGUCCUUAUUUUACUUUAUCACUUGUUUGAACGAAAGCAGUUUAGACAUUUCAUUUUAGGUUUCUGCUCCAUAGAAAUGAUUUUGUUAUGGGGUGUAAAACUUUUGUUUAUACCCGUCAUUCAUUUCUUCAUAUGAGAUUAUGAAUGAGUUGUCCAUUUAAAUGGACGUUGUUAAAAUAUUUUUCUUGGAUGAAUUUUCGUUCUUCAUCUUGUGGGCAAUUUUUAUCCAUCGUCAAUGAACUCUUAGUGGAAUUGUAAACUUAGUUUUUUUUGUGUGAGCGAUGUAUUUUUUUGAAUGAAUAAUAGUUGAGUGAUGUUGAUCUGAGAGUUUGCUUAGAUACUCGUCUUCAUCAAGGCAGUGUCUCAGAAAAUCAGCUUAUGGGUAUUUUUUUUACUAUUAUACUUUCGAUUUAAUUUUUGACUUUUUUCUCAAGAUUUUGUCUCGAGAAUAUGUCUACAUCUUUGCACUUACCACCCAGAUGACUGUGUUUAUAAAUCUAAAAACAAGCUUUUAAUUCUAUAGAUCAUUUUAUAAAACUGUGUUCUCAUUCGUGUAUUUUAUGUCGGAUCACCAUGUAUUUCUUGAGUAUUUUUGUUACAAAAGUUAGUUAAUUUUUUCUUCUGAUUAUACACUUAGAUUACUUAAUGUGUCACUAAAAAACUAAAACAAUUGUACUGUGAAAUCUUGUGUUAAUAAAACUAUUCGAUGGUAUUUUGCUA